UAUACUAAUUAUUGAAAGUGAUCGUUUAUGUAGUAAAAUAAGAUAAAAAUGAAUGAAGGAAGCUGUUCUUUAUGCUUUACAAUGGAAAGGAGAACAAUAAAUAUUACAAAAACACACUUGCAGCAAGUUUACGAAAAAAUAGCUGGUUAUGAUAUUCAAGAUGCAAUGUUCUUAUGUUUCAUCUGUCGCACUCGACUGCAGCAGUGCUACCAGUUCUGGCUGCUUGUACACAGAGCCGAAAGUGUUUUUAAAAACUUUGGAAACAAUCACAAGUUGUUUCAAGCGGUCAAUGUGUUGAAGCCACAGAAGCCACUAUUGGAGCUAUGCACAACUGAUGUGGUCAAUAUCUCAAUAUUGUUGAACGAAGAGGCAGUAAAACUCGAAGAUGACAUCAAAUCAGAGGACCAGUGUGAUGAAGGAACAACUAAAUCGGAAGUUAAUGACUUUGACAGAACAGAUGAUUUCAAUAGAAGCUCGGAUUCAGAAGAUGAUUUGCCACUCAAAGACAUUAAAGUUAAGCAGGAGAUGGAGCAGGGAGAGGGAAAGAAGACUGAAGUGGAGAUCAAGAUAAUGGAAAAAGAGGCUAUAGAACUCCACGCGAAGGAGAUAACACUCAGCUUGGCGGAGCAGCUGCAAGAGCUGCGCGCGCGCGCCGCCAGCGACAACUACGUGCAUGCUGCGUACCGCUGCGAGCUGUGCUACCGCGGCUACGUCGACCCCGUCGCGUAUGAGAAUCAUAAAGAGAAACAUGACAAGCGCGCAGGCGAUCACGAGUGCGGCGUGUGCCGGCUGCGGUACGUGAGCGGGCGGCAGCUGCGCGCGCACGCCGCCGCCGCGCACGAGCGCCGCUACCUGUGCGCGCGCUGCCCGCACCGCUCCCACACCAGGUACCAGGCGGUGGAGCACGAGCUCUGGCACCGCGGCCACACGUACCGCUGCGACCCCUGCGGCCUCGCCUUCGCCAAGCCGACGACAUACAUGACGCACAUGCGCAAGCGUCACGCGGGCGAGCACGCAUGCGCGCGCUGCGGGGAGAGCUUCGCCAGCGCGCACGGCCUGCGCCUGCACGCCGCCAAGACACAUGGCAGACAACUGUCAGAAACUACGCCGGAGGCGAAGGCGGGAGGCGGGGCGGGGGAGGUGGACGGCAAAGUGGGCGGGGCCAACCAGUGUGCGGAGUGCGGGCUGCGGUUUAUAAGCGAGGCCGCGCGCCGCCGACACGUACUCACCGCGCCCGCGCACCACCUGUGGACCGACAAGGGUUUAUGUGCGCUGUGCGGCGCGGCCGUGCGCGGCGUGGACCGCCGGACGCACGCGCGUCGCCACCGCGCCGAGAUCGCGCCGCGCCCGCGCGCCCCGCCCAGACCCAAACCCAACUUACGCUGUGAACAGUGCGACGCGACGCUGUCGUCAGUGUCGAACCUGAACGCGCACGUGCGGCGCGUGCACCUCGGCGAGCCCGUCGCUCGCCCCCACGUGUGCGAGCUGUGCGGCGUGCGCUGCACCUCUCGCGCGACGCUCCGCUACCACCAGCGGCGGCACACGGGCGAGAAGCCGCACGUGUGCGCGUGCGGCGCGCGGUUCGCGCUGUCGUCGGCGCUGCGGGUGCACGCGCGCACGCACUCCGGCGAGCGUCCCUACCGCUGCUCCGUCUGCGGGAAGCGCUUCUCGCAGAAACCCUCGCUUAAUAAACACUAUAGGGUGCACACGGGCGCCAAGCCGUUCGAGUGUCAGUUCUGCGGGCGCGCCUUCAGUCAGACCAACUCGCUCAAGUGUCACGUCCGCGCAGUCCACCACAAAAUAUCCCCCAACAAGAAGAAAACAGACAAAAAUAAAAAAGAUACCGAACCUGUAAAACAAUAA
Molecule: messenger RNA, 1863 nt
Organism: Aricia agestis (brown argus)
Lineage: Eukaryota; Metazoa; Arthropoda; Insecta; Lepidoptera; Lycaenidae
Product: zinc finger protein 709-like
Exons: 13
Coding region: 82-1863 (593 amino acids)
Biological process (GO): regulation of transcription by RNA polymerase II
Cellular component (GO): nucleus
Molecular function (GO): RNA polymerase II transcription regulatory region sequence-specific DNA binding; DNA-binding transcription factor activity, RNA polymerase II-specific
Source: RefSeq, a predicted model, not a curated record